Messenger RNA from Columba livia (rock pigeon), 3750 nucleotides. RefSeq names its product signal transducer and activator of transcription 4 (gene STAT4). The transcript has 24 exons. The coding region runs from base 68 to 2317 and encodes 749 amino acids. The record is from RefSeq and is a predicted model, not a curated record. Gene Ontology annotation, biological process: response to peptide hormone; regulation of cell population proliferation; cell surface receptor signaling pathway via JAK-STAT. Gene Ontology annotation, molecular function: RNA polymerase II cis-regulatory region sequence-specific DNA binding; DNA-binding transcription factor activity, RNA polymerase II-specific. NCBI's taxonomy places the organism in Eukaryota, Metazoa, Chordata, Aves, Columbiformes, Columbidae.
GGCGGCGGGGCGGGGGGGGACCGGGCAGGAGCAACCGCCGGGCUGGAGGAGCCGCCGCGGGCACAGUAUGUCCCAAUGGAGUCAAGUUCAACAACUGGAAAUAAAGUUUUUAGAGCAGGUAGACCAGUUCUAUGAUGAUAACUUCCCCAUGGAAAUCCGGCAUCUCCUCGCACAAUGGAUAGAAAGCCAAGACUGGGAGGCUGCGUCCAACAACGAAGCGAUGGCAACGAUCCUUUUACAGAAUUUGCUGAUACAGGUGGAUGAACAGCUGGACCGGGUUUCACAGGAGAAGAAUCUUCUCUUGAUACACAACCUGAAAAGAAUCAGAAAGCUGCUGCAGGGCAAAUAUCAUGGUAAUCCCAUGCAUAUAGCAGUAAUCAUCUCCAACUGUUUAAGAGAAGAACGAAGAAUAUUGGCCGCAGCUAGCAUGCCUGUACAGGGGCCACUGGAGAAAUCUCUGCAGAACUCCGUGGUUUCGGAACGACAACGGAACGUAGAACACAAAGUGUCAGCCAUCAAGAACAGCGCUCAGAUGACCGAUCAAGAUGUCAAAUACUUGGAAGACUUGCAAGAGGAAUUUGACUUCAGGUAUAAAACAAUACAAAGCUUAGAGCAGAGCGACAAAAACAGCGCCCUCAUUAAGCAGGAAAUGUUGGCCUUGCAGGCGAUGCUCAACACUUUAGACUACAAGAGAAAGGAGGUGCUCAGCAAAAUAGGGCGCGUGAUUCACGAGAUCGACGUGCUGAUGAGCAACAUGCUGACCGAGGAGCUGCUGGACUGGAAGAGGCGGCAGCAGAUCGCCUGCAUCGGGGGUCCGCUCCACGGCGGCCUCGACCAGCUCCAGAACUGCUUUACGCUGUUGGCAGAGAGUCUCUUUCAAGUUAGAAGGCAACUGGAAAAACUGGAUGAACUGUUGACCCGACUGACAUACGAUGGGGACCCUAUCCCAGUGCAGAGACCUCAGCUGCUGGAAAAAGUCAACUUUCUGCUCUACAACCUCUUCCGCAAUUCAUUUGUGGUCGAAAGGCAGCCCUGUAUGCCAACGCAUCCCCAGAGGCCAAUGGUUCUUAAAACGUUAAUACAGUUCACUGUUAAAUUAAGGUUGCUGAUUAAAUUGCCAGAGCUGAACUACCAGAUCAGAGUGAAAGCAACUAUUGACAAGAAUGUUUCAACUGUAAGUAAUCGCAGAUUUGUUCUGUGCGGAACGCACGUGAAAGCAAUGAACAUGGAUGAGUCCGCAAAUGGAAGCCUGUCAGUAGAAUUCCGACAUUUGCAACCCAAAGAAAUGAAAUCAAGUGCUGGAAGCAAAGGAAAUGAGGGCCCGCACAUGGUGACCGAGGAGCUGCACUCCAUCAGCUUCGAAACGCAGGUCUGCCUCUACGGACUGACCAUCAACCUGGAAACCAGCUCAUUGCCUGUGGUGAUGAUUUCCAACGUCAGCCAACUACCCAACGCCUGGGCUUCUAUUAUUUGGUACAAUCUAUCAACCAAUGAUCCUCAGAAUUUGUCUUUCUUCAACAACCCCCCUGCUGCCACUUUAAGUCAGCUCUUAGAAGUGCUGAGCUGGCAGUUUUCGUCAUAUGUCGGUCGUGGACUCAAUUCUGAGCAGCUCAACAUGCUGGCGGAGAAACUUAUGGGACAACAAGUCAGUUACAAUGAUUAUCAACUAUCCUGGGCAAAGUUCUGCAAGGAACAUUUGCCUGGGAAGUCUUUUACCUUUUGGGUUUGGCUUGAAGCAAUCCUGGACUUAAUUAAAAAACACAUCCUUCCUCUUUGGAUUGAUGGGUAUGUAAUGGGAUUUGUCAGCAAAGAGAAGGAACGAAUUUUGCUUAAAGACAAGACACCAGGAACAUUUUUAUUAAGGUUUAGUGAAAGCAAUCUGGGUGGAAUUACCUUUACGUGGGUGGAUCAGUUAGAAAAUGGAGACGUGACAUUUCAUUCGGUGGAACCCUAUAACAAAGGUCGCCUAUCUGCGCUGCCUUUUGCUGACAUACUGCGCGAUUACAAAGUGAUUAUGGCAGACAACGUUCCCGAAAACCCUCUGAAGUAUCUCUAUCCAGACAUUCCCAAAGAUAAGGCCUUUGGCAAACACUACAGCUGUCAGCCAAGUGAAGUCUCAAAGCCCUCUGAUGGAGGAGGCAAAGGUUACGUUCCUUCCGUUUUUAUCCCAGUCUCCAAAAUCUUAAAUGAUUCUACAGAUCCACAUUCUCCAUCAGAUCUUCUUCCAAUGUCUCCAAGUGUUUAUGCUGUGCUGAGAGAACACCUGAGUCCCACAGUGAUCGAAACUGCUCUGAGUUCUCCUUACUCGACUGACUGAAGUUCACAUCCUAGAAAAAUCAGGAAUCCUGUGAACACUGGAUGGGCUAAAGAUGCAGUAAUUAUUUGUUUGUUUGGUCAUUCUUUGUAAAUCAGCAUUUCCUGGAAACCAUUAUGUUAUUCUUGGUGGCUCUUUCUGUUAUCAAUACCAUGUAAACCAGAAAUCUGCUCCCUAGGGAUUGCACACAGCCUCCUGCGAGUCAGAAUUGCUAUCCUCUCUGAUAAAAGGCCAAAUCCUUUCUGGCUUGGAGGUUGCGUGACUUCAGUGGAGUCCAGCAGGGAUAAAUUUUACUUGCAGAAUUAAUGUCCAUAGAAUUGCUGUAAAUACAAGCGUAUAACAAAAUGUUUCACUUCUGAGAACAGCAUAUAAGGAUAACUGAUGACAUUAAUGCAUUUGGGGAAAAUAGCAUUUAUUAUGUUAAAAAGUCUCUGUUUCAUUAUCAUCUUGCAUACCAUUGGUUUAGCUUCUAUUUUAAAGUGAAGAUUCUCACCCCUCUGAGUUGAGAUGUGCCAUAGGUGUCCAGGGUUUGCUUGUGUUCCAAAGAAGAACUACUUUAACACAGAUCUUUAUCUGCUACCACAGCAGAAGUUGUGGAAAGCAGGCAGGCUGGGAAAAGAACAGAGUUCCAGAAGGCAAAGAGACACAAAACUGGUGGUGUCUCCAUUUUACUAUCUGGUAAACACAAACUGGGAAGCAGUUUUUAAAAAUAGUUACUGAAGAGCUGCAGCAUUUGCUGACCGCUGGGCAAUUUGUGCUGCAUGACAGAACGUUAUGUGCCUGUCAGGGACUCAUUUAAUAAGCAGAAUAACUAUUUUUUAUAUAAGUGGUAAAUUGCCUUUUUGAAGUAUUCUCCCCGCACCGCCCCCCCCCCCCCCCCCACCCAGUAUCAUCCCUUAAAACUCUGUGAAUAGAAUAAUAAAUGGACAAUUCCAAGGCCACUGCAUUUCAUGCAUGCAGGCUUAUUCAAUAUUUAAUUUUUGCCUACAGAAUAUAUGGUUGAAACAUGCAAAGCUCUUAAAAUACUUAUGAAAACUUGAAUGUUUGCACCUUACACUCUUCUUGAGUAGAUACAAAUCAGACAGGCAAGAUGAAAACAUAACCUCCUUGAAUCAGUAAGACCUGGAUUUUACUUUCAUUUCUUCUUUUUACUUACUCCUCUCACCCGUACUAUUGACAUUAGUUGAAAGCAACUGAAUGAAAAAGAUGAGAUACCUCUGUGAUACACAGGAGUAGGUUUUAAAUGAACAAACACAUCUCUGUUCAUUAAUACGAGUGAUCCAAAGCAAGCUGCAGAGAGUAAGUAAUUUUUCCUCAGAAAGCAUCAUAUAUAAAUAAUGUUCCAGAACAAUGAGAGCAACUAUGUAUAUACUUUGGCAACACCUGUAAUUUAUAUUAUCAGUAAGAAUAAAAACUGGUUUUGGCUUAAAGCUGGA